This is a messenger RNA of Ipomoea triloba (trilobed morning glory), 2056 nucleotides long. RefSeq names its product laccase-11-like. The transcript is spliced from 6 exons. Gene Ontology annotation, molecular function: copper ion binding; hydroquinone:oxygen oxidoreductase activity. Lineage: Eukaryota; Viridiplantae; Streptophyta; Magnoliopsida; Solanales; Convolvulaceae. The record is from RefSeq and is a predicted model, not a curated record. Bases 53 to 1732 code for a protein of 559 amino acids. Gene Ontology annotation, cellular component: apoplast. Gene Ontology annotation, biological process: lignin catabolic process.
UCCCUGCAAAUAACAUCCAUUUCUGAAGCCAUUUGAGACUCUGAGAGCAGUAAUGGCCAAAAACCAAGCCAGCUUCUUCCUUCUCGUCGCGAUAGUUCUUUGUUUUGCUUGUUUUCCUUCCCAGGCUGCGAUUAAAAGCUACCAAUUCGAUGUUCAAGUGAGUAAUGUGAGUAGGCUGUGCCAUGCAAAGCCUAUUGUAACAGUGAAUGGAAGAUAUCCAGGGCCUACCAUUUAUGCUAGAGAAGGGGACAGAGUUCUUAUCAAUGUCACUAACCACGCACAAUAUAACAUUUCAAUCCACUGGCAUGGGCUGAAGCAGUAUAGGAACGGUUGGGCAGACGGACCAGCAUACAUAACACAGUGCCCAAUCAAGACGGGAAAUAGUUACGUGUAUGACUUCAAUGUGACAGGGCAGCGAGGUACCCUGUGGUGGCAUGCACACAUUCUUUGGCUUAGGGCUACAGUUUAUGGUGCAAUUGUUAUCAUGCCACAACAGGGAACCCCCUUCCCUUUUCCCCAACCAGAUAGAGAGGAAGUAAUUGUUCUUGGAGAAUGGUGGAAUGCAGAUGUUGAAGCAGUGGAGAAUCAGGGAAACCAAUUGGGAUUACCCCCAAACAUGUCGGAUGCUCAUACGAUAAAUGGAAAGCCCGGUCCUCUCUUUCCAUGUUCUGAAAAAUAUACUUUUGCAAUGGAGGUUGAGCAAGGAAAAACGUACCUUUUGAGGGUCGUAAAUGCUGCCCUGAACGACGAGCUGUUCUUCGCAUUGGCAGGCCACAGCAUGACAGUGGUGGAGAUUGAUGCAGUCUACACGAAGCCAUUCUCCACCGAGGCUAUACUGAUCGCGCCAGGCCAGACGACAAACGUCCUGGUUCGGGCUAACCAGGCCCCCUCGAGAUACUUCAUGGCUGCCAGGCCGUUUAUGGACGUUCCCAUUCCAGUGGACAAUAAAACCGCGACAGCAAUUUUUCAAUACAAGGGCGUUUCACAGGCCGUCGUGCCAAUUCUCCCCGUCUUGCCUGCACCUAACGACACGGGUUUCGCCAUGGACUAUAACAGGAAAUUGAGGAGUCUAAACUCCCCGAAAUAUCCAGCUAAUGUUCCCCAAACAGUGGAUAGGAACCUGUUUUUCACAAUUGGGUUAGGGGCUAAUCCCUGCCCAACUUGUUUGAAUGGGACUAGGCUCACUGCUUCUUUAAACAACAUCUCUUUUGUGAUGCCCCAAACAGCUCUUCUUCAAGCUCAUUACUUCGACAUGAAAGGCGUUUUCGCCUCGGAUUUCCCAGACAAGCCCCCGACUCCGUUCAAUUACACAGGGGCACCACUCACGGCUAAUCUUAAGACGGCUAAAGGGACAAGGCUGAGUAAAAUUGCCUUCAACUCUACUGUUGAAUUGGUCCUGCAGGACACUAACUUGCUCUCAGUUGAAUCGCACCCUUUCCACCUCCAUGGCUACAACUUCUUUGUGGUUGGGACAGGCGUUGGGAAUUUCAACCCUGCCAAGGACCCUGCAGGCUAUAACCUGGUGGAUCCCCCGGAAAGAAACACCGUCGGCGUUCCUACAGGUGGUUGGACUGCUAUCCGGUUCAGAGCUGACAAUCCAGGGGUAUGGUUUCUGCACUGCCAUUUGGAGCUUCACACAGGGUGGGGACUGAAAACAGCAUUUGUAGUAGAAGAUGGGGCAGGCCCAGAUCAAACCAUUCUGCCUCCACCAAAGGACCUUCCUCCAUGCUGAUAUAUAUAUAUAUAUAUAUAUUCUAUAUGAAGCAUCUGAGGAUGGAUGUGUAUAUGCAUCACAAUGCAAAAGACUGCAGGAGGCAGCUUGAGGAUCAUUUCAGACUAAUAACAAACAAUACAGGAAAUAUUCGAUUUCUUUAACUCAAUUUGUUUGUAACUAUAGAAUGCAAUAAAGGUCCACAAAAAUGGAGAAUGAAGAAGAUGGACCAACAUUAUAUUAUUGUUUCAUUUCUUAUCAUUCAAUUUCCAUUGUAUUCGCAAUUCAUAAUGAGUAAGGUGUGUUUAGUGUGCCACUAUUUCAAUUCAUGUCACAAUUUCCUCA